AAAAAAAAAUUAAGGUUGAUCCCUCUCUCUAUUUUAACGUAGAGAAAGAAGUGAAUUUUUUCGGUUCUGCGAAAAUCUGAUUUCUCUUUAAGGUUCAGAGGCUUUCAUUGUUAGAUUCAGAGGGUUUCAUUAUUGUUUUAAUGGAGAAGGGAAAAGGGCUCCCUCGUCGAUGGGCCAUCGAUCUCGUAGAUACCUCAUCACAGUCCUCACGAGACGUUCCAGAUCCCCUUGGAUUCAGUCGAGCUUCUCUUGAAUCGGAUGAAGCAUCUGGAAGUCGUCAGAAGAAGGAAGCUGAAGCAGCAUGGAAGUUACAGAAAGCAUGGGAAGUGGCCCAAGCUCCAUUUAAGAAUUUGUUCAUGAUGGCUUUCAUGAUGUGGAUGGCCGGUAGCACAGUGCACUUGUUCAGUAUUGGCAUCACAUUCUCUGCUCUUUGGCAGCCCAUAAGUGCCCUUCAGGGUGUGGGAAAGGUGUUUGAGCCAUACAAGGACUCUAGAAUUGACAUUCUUGCUCCUAAGUUGCUAUUCAUAGCUCUGAAUCUCGCUGGGCUGGCCCUUGGGGUCUGGAAGUUGAACACGUUGGGCCUACUUCCGACGCAUGCUUCUGACUGGGUCUCUACGCUACCUCCAGCUCAGGAGGUUGAAUUUUCGGGUGGUGGUCGUCCUUUUUAACUGAGGUACACAUUGGAAAAAGAUUGGCAUUGAAGAAAGAGCUUCAAUAUUUCGACAAGCGAGUGACAUCAGAUGAGUUCGAAUCUAAUGCUUUCUUUAGCCAAGAGCAAUGACGGUUUGUAUGACCUUACGGAAGCUUAACUGAGAAAUGCAUACAUGUAAUACUGGCUUUGGGAAUAUGUUAUCUUGCACCAGUGAUUGCUUAAAACAGUAAUAGCGUGCUUGCUCUAUGAGAAUUUUGGUGGCCCAUGCUCGAGUCUUUGCGGUGGUUUUAACCCACAUUUAUAACUUUUGAGUUCUUUCUUGCUUCUGGUGCCCUCAUGUUGACAGGCAGUUGUAAUUUUUUUUUAUUUUUCAAUUAAUGGUUCAUGGAGGUUAAGUGGCAAUGAACAAUGUAGUUUUUCUACAUAAAAUUUGUGUAUUUAGUUUUUA
Amborella trichopoda is the source of this 1100-nucleotide messenger RNA. RefSeq names its product ER membrane protein complex subunit-like protein. The record is from RefSeq and is a predicted model, not a curated record. Lineage: Eukaryota; Viridiplantae; Streptophyta; Magnoliopsida; Amborellales; Amborellaceae.